Messenger RNA from Bombus terrestris (buff-tailed bumblebee), 2987 nucleotides. RefSeq names its product neprilysin-4 (gene Nep5). The record is from RefSeq and is a predicted model, not a curated record. The transcript is spliced from 17 exons. Gene Ontology annotation, molecular function: metalloendopeptidase activity. Gene Ontology annotation, cellular component: plasma membrane. The coding region runs from base 342 to 2744 and encodes 800 amino acids. Gene Ontology annotation, biological process: protein processing. Lineage: Eukaryota; Metazoa; Arthropoda; Insecta; Hymenoptera; Apidae.
CUAGAGCGCAUAACCAUUGGCUUAACUUAAGCGAAUCGUUUCCUAGUCUACAAAAUAUUCGAUCGUUUACAAAAUCUACGACGAGGAAACUUCAUUAAAACUUUACAAGGAUAUAGCUAAGAGAAGUAGCUAGAAGAAGUAGCAUGUGCGAAGUACCGUUUUAAUGGAGCAAGACACGUGAUUGGGGUGAAUGUAACAAUGGCACAGGUGAAAAUAGACGAGUUGUUCGACGUAACGAGAACCACUGGCAAAGCAGGAAAAUGUGAACGUAUGGACAGCCCCCGUUGUCCCUCGAGGUUGUUCAGUGUCGUCAGUUCGAUCCGGUCACUGGGCCAUUCACCAUGAACGAGCGCAAAGAUGAAGUAAAUUCGAUUUACACGGUCGCCAGUAACCAGAACCUGGUACCGAUAAGAUCCAGGCACGCCUACUUAAAGAAACGACGGUACGUAUCGUAUUUAACGAUGAUUAUAUUGUUCCUCCUGAUGGCUUUAGCCGUUAUAGUGGCCCUGGUGUUUAUUAUACUUUAUGCAACCUACAGACCGGUGGAACUUUGCGAAACUGAAAAUUGCGUCCGCAUAGCUGCUAGUUUGAAGGAAUCUAUGGAUACUUCUGUAGAUCCUUGUGACGAUUUUUAUAAAUACGUAUGUGGGAAAUGGUCAGACGAACAUCCUAUACCAGAUAAAAGUUUGACGAAUUCAUGGUUCGACGAGCGUAGAGAAAGAAUGUACAGGAAAAUAAGAGAACUCUUACGAGAUAAUACCACAAACAGUGAUGUACCAUGGGCAGUGUCACAGGCAAAGAUAUUGUACAACAGCUGCAUGAACGAGCACGCGAAAAAUGAACUGGGACUUGCGCCGUUGUUCGAGUUAUUGGAGGAGCUCAAUUUACCUUCGAUUCCUGCGGGGCUUACGAAGAAGACAAGCGGUUAUAUCGAACAAAUAGCCAGGGUGAAGAAAGUUCUGGGAAAAGAUGUGUUUUUCGGUUUCGACAUUAUUCCUGAUCCUCGAAACACCAGUAAUAAUAUCAUGCUGUUCGACACACCGAUUAUGACAAAUCCGUUACCCAACGAUAAGGAGCUUGAGAAACGACUGCAUAGGAUCAGGUCACGCGUCUGGAUUCUGGACGACGACGAAGAUAUUAUAACGAUGAGUAAGAUGAUGGAGGCAGAGAUGAUGUACAUGAGCGACGUAAUUAAGCAAAUCGUGAAUAAUGGAACUCUUGAUACUUGCUCCUUAAAGAAUGAAUCAUCAUUUCCCUACAAGGAAGAGCUAGAGGAUGUAGUCGAGACGCUUUACCUUUUAACUGGCACUUUUUAUUACAUAUCUCGUAUGGAAAGCAAUCAAAGCAUCUGGGAAAAUGAUCCAACCGAUGAUGAUUAUAUGCUGGUAGACGAUCUUCAGAAGUUGACUGACGAGUUCGUGUCGGAAGUUAAUUCGACAGUUACGCCCAAACCAUUAUGGCGACCGUUCAUUGAGCUAGUUUUCAAGGAUAUUGACACUUUAGACUUGAACAAGACAGAUAAGAUAUUAGUAGGUGAUUUGGAAUACUUGAAGGAAGUUGCUCUAAUGCUGGCUCUUACCGAAGAAGAAGAAUUAGAGAGCUACAUUUGGUGGGUAAUCGUAGACAUAGUUGUACCUCAUUCAUCCGACAAUUUAAGGAAAAUUUGGCUAGAUUAUACCAGCACAGUAACUAGUGUCGAAAUCGGUGAAUCGAAGUCCCUGCUUUGUGCGUCUGUGGUUAACGAAUUGAUGGGAAUGGCGGUCUCGUGGUUGUUCGUGGAUCCAUCCUUUCACGAAAACAAGGGCAAGAAGGUGUUUGAAAUGCUGGACGACAUAAAACAAGCUUUCGCGUCGAUGGUUUUGCGCACCGAUUGGAUGGAUCGGCAGACAAAAAUGGCCACUAUAGAGAAAAACAGGAAAAUGGAAUCUCAAAUUGGCUUCCCAGAUUGGUUGUUCGAUGAAAAAGUGCUUAACGAAUAUUACGAAGGCAUAGAUCUCGCGGAAACAGAAUAUUUGAACAAUAUAAUUCAAAUUGUUCGGUUGAUGUCCAUGUCUGAGUUGGAAUGCAUCCACGAUAUUAAUUAUGACAACAUGUCGUACUGGGCGACUGAUCCGACAGAUGUAAAUGCAUUUCAUACCUAUCAAUUUAAUCAUAUAACUAUACCGGCGGGAAUUCUUCAAUUCCCCUUUUAUGAACUGGGUCUCGAAUCUCUGAAUUACGGUGCCAUCGGAACAGUGCUCGGUCACGAGUUAACUCACGGAUUCGACAACAGUGGAAGACACUACGAUAGCAAUGGGAACGUGAGGCAAUGGUGGACCAAUGAAACUAUUGUAAAAUACACUGAAAAAACUGACUGUUUUAUACAUCAUUACAACACCUAUUAUGAAGCUGAAGUAGAAGAUUAUAUAGAUGGUGAACGUACAUUGGGCGAAAAUAUAGCCGAUAAUGGAGGUCUCAGAGAGGCUGUUGUCGCUUAUGGAAGAUGGAAGGCCAGGCACGGUCAAGAGCCUUUACUUCCGGGAUUCACUCACCUUACUCACGAGCAACUUGUUUUUCUCGGUUUCGCGCAUGUUUGGUGCGAAUCCUACACACCAAAAUCUUUGAAAUGGAUAUUACAAGAUUCCCAUUGUCCUGGACACGUGAGACUUCUCGGGGUUCUCAAGAAUUCAAAGGAAUUCAGCGAAGCAUGGAAAUGUCCUGUGGGAUCAAACAUGAAUCCUUCAGAAAAAUGCAGAUUGUGGUAAUGACACAGUUCUUCGAACAAAGUUAUUUUCAUAGGAAUUUUCUGAAUCUUCCUCCCCCUAAAUAAUCAAACUUUUAUACUUGUCUAUUAUCUUAACUAAUACCAUCGAUUGUAAGAAAUAAUGUAACCAAGACAAGUAGUUUCAGUAACAAGUGUGUUAAAAUAUAGAGCAAUUGUUGAAAAAUGACAACGUUGUAAUAAAACAACUCCGUGUUUAUAAUAAAAGAAUUUUAUUUACUUAUAA